UCUAACGACUAACGCGUUCGUGUAUACAAUGAGUUGAUACUUUCGCUUGAGUUAACUCUCUGUCUCAAAUAAUCGUGAGUUUAAUUGAAUAAUAAUACAACAUCCCCUUUCAUCAUCAUCAUCAUCAUCAUCAUCCUACAAGUGAAGCAUUCAACUAAAAAAAAGAAAUAAAAACAAGAAAAAAAAAUUUUUUUUAAAUCGUCUGGUUGAGAAUGAAAUUAAAAUGAAAAAUAUCUUUAUAUUCAUACUCCAAUUUACAUAAUAUUAAGCAAAUGACCUAGGCAUUGGGUUAUUUAUAUCAGGAUCACAAGUGAAGAAUUUCAAGUCCGUAGCAAAAGUGUGUAUGUGAACUAGUGUAUUAAUCAUGAAAAUUUCCCAGUCCAACAUCACAAAAACUGAUGUAAAAAAAAAAACUACUUAAGACAAAAAAUAAAAGACUAGAAUUCUGAUACAUCAUCAGCACAGUUUAGUUGUGAGAUACUGCAUAAAAGUUCACGUUCUACAACAGUUUAAAUUCCCGGGUAAUCCGAGAAUUACAACGUCGACUUUUAGUACAAGCUUUAUUCUCCACUGCUUAGAUGAACCCUCUCGAAAACGAUGAACAUAAAAGUCGAGUGAAAAUUUAAAGUGAAAUGAAAUAGUGAAGAAAAUAAAAAUCAUCAGACAUUUAUCAUAAAUAACCAAACAGUUUGUGCUAAAGAGAAUGAUUGUAGAGUUACGAGGAAUUUAUCUCAAGGAAAAUAUUCAUUGUACCAGAUAGAGAAGUGUAUUCGGCCUACUUGUAAUAAAAUUCGAUUGAGCAAACGAGCGAUCUUUACAUUAAGCUAAUUGAUCUCGCAGGGUCAAUAGCGCAGGGAAGAUGAUGAACCUAUAAUUCAACAACGUGUGAGGACAACGAUAUAAAUGUUAAUAUGUAAAUGUAGACAAUGAUAUUCAACGAACUAGCAGAGCGAAACAGAGCGGAAGAGAAGUAAAUGAGAACUAGCAUGUGAAGGAUAGUACGUCGAUUCAUAUAAACUAUAGAAUUGUUUGAAUUAAGUAAAAACAGUGCACUUCAUACUGAUAUCAAACUCCAAGGACAACGUACGAUAAGAGUAUAUUUAUUUACUUAUAUUUACAAAGCUUGUAUAACAAAAAUCCUUAGAUAAAUUAUUACCUGCCAUAUAUUUAAACUUUAAAUUAUUAAUGACACUGUCAAUGUGCGACCUGAAUAUGUUCUAUUCAUUCAAACACUUGAUAAUUUAUGUCAAAACUUUGUAUUAUAAAAGUGUCGAUAACAAUCAAUUUAUUAAAGGUCUUAAGUAAUACACCCGCAAGUAUUAUUUAUUACACUAAACUACAAGAGAGAAGACAAGUUGGAGAAUUGAGUUAGACACAAGUUAUGCUCGGUUUAGACAUGAAACUAGUCACACGUCUUAGAGGUUUGUCUUUGAGUUCAUCCUCAAACACACCAACGUCAGCAGGAGGUUCAAAUAAUUCAGCAAACAUCACUUCAACCUCAUCAUCAGCAUCAGCUGUCAACAAUUCUCUACUAUUGCCUAAUGACAAACAUCGUCGAAGAUCAAGUCGAGAAAGUGGUGGUAAUGUUAGUCCACCCACUAGUGAUCGAGAAAGUGAUGAAGAGAUUUCUGCACCACCAAGAAUAGUCAGGGAUCGAUCAAGAUCAGUUUGCGUGCCUGUUCUCACAUCAUCACAGCUUAGACACCUUCAUCGUCGUGCCAGUCAUCAUGUAUCGUCCACAGAUACUACAUCAAGACGAGGUGUUCUGUCAAGAAGAUGUUAUGGAAGCGUGGAAAUGUUGCCACAAAUCGAGCAAGAUGGGACAGAAAACGGUCGGAGAUUUCGUGUGGAAAAUGGCGAUUCGCCAGGAGAAAAAGAAGAGAUGUUCGGUUCUCCUAGCACACCUGUAUUAGAAAAUCCUGAAUACCAGACACGUUGGUACUUUAAAUAUUUUCUAGGAAAGCUUCAUCAAAAUUAUGUUGCAUCGGAUCACGAAAGAAAUCCUCUCUUCUUGUCAGUUGUGCUUAGUGAUGGAGGAGAUCAGUGUGUUCCUCAUUAUAGGGUUAUUCUUUGGAGGCGAACCGGGGCACAAAAAAUAUCUUUACCUUACUCGUCAAAUAAAUCGAUGACCGUGAAGCAGAUUUUAAGCAAUUUCUUUGGGAUAGAAAAGUUUGAUAAAGCUCCGCGAGAAAUUUUUUCUCCCGAAAUACAAAAGGAUCUUUUGUUACUGGAGGAGCAAGAGGGUUCAGUGAAUUUUAAAUUCGGCGUUAUAUAUGCCCGCGAGGGUCAGACAUCUGACGACGAAAUGUUGUCGAAUGAGAAGACAAGCCCAGAGUUCGAGAGGUUCUUAGAAAUUCUAGGAGAGAGGAUUCGCCUCAAGGGGUGGGAUAAGUACAGAGGCGGUUUGGAUGUCAAAGGUGACAUGACUGGCAAAGAGAGUAUUUAUACAGUUUACGCAGGUCAUGAAGUUAUGUAUCAUGUGAGCACCUUAUUACCUCAUUCUAAAGACAAUCCUCAGCAAUUGGAACGGAAGAGACAUAUUGGAAACGACAUUGUCAAUAUUAUUUACACCGAUGACCCUACAGUAUUGGAUACCUUCAAUCCCAAUUGCAUAAAAAGCCAGUUUACUCAUGUAUUUGCCGUAGUGACAACCACCGAGAAUGGACAGGGUUGGCGAAUCGCAAUUUACUGCGAUGAAAACGUGCCUCUAUUCGGGCCAAGUUUACCCUGCCCUCCAAUAUUCGAGGACCCCUAUAACUUACGGGAAUUCCUUCUUGUGAAACUGAUCAACGGUGAGAAAGCUACUUUUGAUACUCCAACCUUUUCCCGGAAACGAGAGAGAACUUUGGACACUCUACUUCGAGACAUGUAUCAGGAGCAUACCCAAGAUAGUAAAGGAAACGUAAGUUCUAGUAUGCUGAAUCGUCGUGCACUUUCGGAUGUAGUUGAGACUCCAGGACGUAGAAGAGAAGAGACAAGGGCUGUAGAAAUGGUACGAGUUGGACAAGCUCUCAAACUAGAAGCAAUUGUUCGAGGUCUUGCUCCAACAUCUCUAGCAACCGUUGGUCCACUUAAACCAAGACCAUGGGAGCCAAGAUGUAUAUACCCUGACUUCCAUCAUGAGUUAGUUUGCGGAGAUGUUUGGUCUGAAAAUAAAUUAAUUCUUGCAACUGAGAAUGGAACCUUUUUGGUUGAAGAUGGAUUCUCAGAUAGACUACUUUUCGAUAAAACUGUUCAAAUAAAGCAACUAAGUGUUGUUGAACAACAUGGAAUUUUACUCUUCAGGGCAGGUGAUAAAGGCAAGGAGAGCAACGUUUACGUAUAUCGUCUAUCUGAACUUGAUGGUGAUGGUCCCACAAGUAUUGAUUACAAUUCCUUUGAGGAAGAUGAUGAAGAUAUUGGCAGCUUUGCUUCAACUGCUUCUAAUCCGAGUACUUCUCGUCCGCAUAUUGUUAGGACUCGAUCUCACGUGAAAGAGCGUAAAUUAGACAAGACUCGAGGAUCUAAUUUCUACAGUAUUACGAGACCUGGUGGCUCUCAUUUGCGAAUGUGUGUCGUUAUAGGAAAGAAAUUAACACUUCUCCAAUGGAAGCACAAUGCUGCUUGGACUACUUGGUGUUCAUCUGCUGACACGGACACCAUCGAUGGAUUUCGGUUUAUCAAAGAGUACAACGCUUCGGAGCAACCUUCUAUUGUUACAAUAAUCGAGAGCACAGACUCAAGAAAUGAGUGGAUACUCUGCUGUGGAUUGAAACAUCAUUUCGAAUUAAUUUCUGUUGACGGUGCAACUAAAUCACUUCAUAUGGAAGCAACAAUGAAACCUCACAUUGUAGCAGCCUUAGAUUUAUGCGAGGAUGAAGAGCCAGAACUUUUACUCUGUUAUAACAAUACUUGUCAUUUUCAAAAACUAUCAGAGAACACGGCUGCUUCUACAGAAUUCGAUUUUAACUGGAAUUCAGUGCCAAUUGCUGUCGCUUGUGCCUUUCCUUAUGUUAUUGCAUUUACAGCUGAUACGAUGGAGAUCCGUUUAAUAAUUAAUGGCAAUCUUGUGCAUACUAUUGCAAUGCCAAAUCUCACACUUAUCUCUUCUAAACGAGAUAUCUAUUUUGCAACAACUGCUCCAGAAUUUAUGGUAUCCAAAUGCGAGAGGAUUCGGGUUGAUUCUAAACCUAAUGACAAAGAAGAGAGAAGCAGUAGUCCACCAUCUUCUCAGUCCAGUUUAACAAACUCGCAGAGUGAUUCUAAACCUCUAAGGAUCUACCGAAUUCCACUGCACACUUUAUCAAGGUCAGCACCUUCAAAUUGUACUCAAAGACGUUGUCCAAGUCCUGUCGAGCCAGAAAUAGUAAACGCACAACCUCCGAGUGAUCCUAAUUUUUUAAGUGUUGAGCCACAUCGAUUAUUAAGUCGAUCUUGCAGUAGCAGUCCAACACCUAACAUGGCUGCUUCAUCAGCUAGCACACCAAGUAAAUAAUCAAAAAUAUAAAGCAAAAGUAUUUGAAACCUUUUCUCUACUACCCAAGUGGUGGAAUCGAUUACCAUGUAAAUAUGGUAAGAUUUUGCUGUCAGAAUUUUUGAUUGUCUGUAUGGGAUAGUAGUAAAGUACAAGUGAUUGAUAUGAGAGACAUUGAGGAGGAAAAAUAUAAAAUGUUAUAAGAAGCGGUGCAGUGCGCUGUUUUCUCUCUGAUUUGCAGUCACAACAAAAAAAAAAUACUUUUUAAAAAAAA
Molecule: messenger RNA, 4727 nt
Organism: Chelonus insularis
Lineage: Eukaryota; Metazoa; Arthropoda; Insecta; Hymenoptera; Braconidae
Product: GTPase-activating Rap/Ran-GAP domain-like protein 3
Exons: 16
Coding region: 1382-4474 (1030 amino acids)
Biological process (GO): activation of GTPase activity; regulation of small GTPase mediated signal transduction
Cellular component (GO): cytoplasm
Molecular function (GO): GTPase activator activity
Source: RefSeq, a predicted model, not a curated record